Molecule: messenger RNA, 713 nt
Organism: Callorhinus ursinus (northern fur seal)
Lineage: Eukaryota; Metazoa; Chordata; Mammalia; Carnivora; Otariidae
Source: RefSeq, a predicted model, not a curated record
AUGCAGAUGCACUUUGUAUGGACAUACAGAUUCUGUGAACAGCAUUGAGUUUUUUCCUUGCUCCAACACUCUUCUCACAGGUUCUGCAGAUAAAUCCCUGUCUUUAUGGGAUGCAAGAACAGGUAACUGUGAGCAGUCACUUUAUGGUCACAUGCAUUCUAUCAAUGAUGCCACCUUCACUCCUAGGGUCUCACUGAACUCUUCCAUUCUUUCCUCCAGCCCAGGUCACAUGAUAGCAUCCUGUGAUGCUUGUGGAGUAACAAAACUAUGGGACUUUCGGAAGCUCUCACCAAUUGUGUCCAUUGAUAUAGGUCCAAGUCCUGGCAAUGAGGUGAACUUUGAUUCAUCAGGUCGAGUUUUAGCUCAGGCGAGUGGCAGUGGGGUUAUCCAUUUGCUAGAUCUUAAAUCAGGGCAGAUUCACAAACUGAUGGGCCACGAGAGUGAGGCUCACACAGUCGUGUUUUCUCAUGACGGAGAGUAUUUGUUUUCCGGAGGCUCUGACGGCACUGUUCGAACGUGGUCUUGAUGGUCAGCAUAUCUCACUGCCGACGGCAUUCCCUUUAAGGCUUGAAAAUACCUUAUGUAGUCAGUCCCAAACCAGGAAAUAUCUGGUUAAAUAUGCCAGCAGGUAACAUUUACAGUUUGCUUUAAAACAUGCUGUGGACAUGUAUUUUAGUGCUCGUACUGUUACCAAUAAAAAAAUAACUUUUUGC